AUGGUCGAUAUCCUCUUCCCAGCGUGGAGAAGAAACUGUUCGGCCUCACCGCCAGCCAGCGAGCCUGCCAGCAAACCAGACCCUCCUACUUACCGCCUGAGCUUCGGCUUCAAAGGCACGCGCCGGUCGAACUGCUCAUCUUCCAGGAACGACACGUCAUCUCCCUCACCGACUACCAUGGACUACGUUGCUCGGCGGCGGAUUGCCGAUCUCAAUGCUCCAGAUGUUGCUGCGCCAUUCCAGGACUCCAGGAUCGAGCGUCCAGUCAUCAAGUGA
Messenger RNA from Colletotrichum orchidophilum, 276 nucleotides. RefSeq lists its product as uncharacterized. The coding region runs from base 1 to 276 and encodes 91 amino acids. The transcript has a single exon. NCBI's taxonomy places the organism in Eukaryota, Fungi, Ascomycota, Sordariomycetes, Glomerellales, Glomerellaceae. The record is from RefSeq and is a predicted model, not a curated record.